Molecule: messenger RNA, 2634 nt
Organism: Salvia hispanica
Lineage: Eukaryota; Viridiplantae; Streptophyta; Magnoliopsida; Lamiales; Lamiaceae
Source: RefSeq, a predicted model, not a curated record
CUUCCAUGAGCUCUCUUCUCCUCUGUUUCAUGAUACUAAAAGGUCUAGAUAGCUAUUGAUCCCAUUUCUUCACAGAGAGCACACACACUUCUCUACAUCUUCUGCUUGUUUCUCUGCAUCUAUAAAGCUAAUAUCUUGAUAUGAAAUCCGAACCGCGUCGGAGGAGAAUAGCAGAGCUUUCUCUUAGAAUAUAUUAGAAGGAAUUCAGCUGCUGGUGCGCGAGGGUUUGGGAUUUUACCAGGGCUUUGUUUGAUGGUGUUUUGCUAUUGGUUCAAUUCGGUUUGAGAUACCUAAUUUUUGUGGGUUUUGGUUUCUGAAUGGGAAGCUCCAGUGAGGAGCCUAGCAAGGCCAUUGAUAUAUCUGUCGGCGGGUUGGUUUGGGUUCGAAGGAGAAACGGUUCGUGGUGGCCCGGUCGGAUUCUCGGCCCCGAGGAACUGCCCGAGGGGUGUGUGCCGACGCCCAGAUCAGGGACCCCUGUGAAGCUCCUUGGUAGAGAGGAUGCGAGUGUGGAUUGGUAUAAUCUAGAGAAGUCGAAACGGGUGAAAGCCUUUCGAUGCGGGGAGUAUGAUGAUUGCAUUGAGAAAGCAAAGGCAUCUACAACUCUACUUUCCAAAAAGGCAGUCAAAUAUGCUCGAAGAGAAGAUGCUAUCUUGCACGCACUUGAACUGGAGAGUGCUCGUCUUGGGAAAGACUACCAGGAAUCGGAAUUGCCUUCUGAACCAAUUUCACAAUCUGGGGAGCAACCUCAUCGUGUCGAGGGGGCUGAAGAUAUGGAUGAGAAUUUAAGUAUUUCCGCAGAUGAUCCAGAGUCAGCCCCAGAACCGUCACAUUCCGGGGUUUCAUUUGAGGAACCAUAUCAUGCAGGUGCAGUUAAGGAAGAGCCUAAGCGGCGGAGAACUCCGAACGAUUCAGAUGAUGGAAGCGAAGGAGUAAAGCGUAUGAGAGGACUUGAGGACCUGGGGAUGGGCGUGUCGUCGUCGACAAGGAGAAAGAGAUCUCAGGUUGCACAUGUUCAUGAAUUCCUGAAAAAGAGAAACCGCCGCCGCCCGCUAGCGAAAGUUCUGGAGUGUACGCCCAUGUUAUCUGCUCCUGUUGUUUCUGAUCAACACUCUAGUCCUGCUGGAUCUUCUGUUCCUGUAGCAUCUGAGAGCAAAGUUUCUGAAUUAGAAUCGAAUGAAUCGAAGAUAAGCAACACUCUUGCAAUGAAUAACAAUUCAGAUAGUACCUGCGAGAAUGUGAUGUCGUUGAGCACGCAUAUGCAUGCAGAUGCCUUCCUUGGAUCCAAACCGAAGGAGAGUGAAAUUUCCAGCAUGCUAGAGAUUCCAGAGAAUGUAUCUUCAAACGGGUUGUUCGAUGUGUCUCUUGUUGCUGAAGAAAAGCUAUCUGCAGGUUUGUCCACGACUGAUUGUGGUGCAUCAGAAAAGGCUCAGGUCGGUGCUGGAGCCCAGUCGAGCCAGAGUAGUCAUGUCGAGACUAUGUCUUUAGGAAAUGAGGAGCACAAUGAGACGGGUUCUACUAGUUCAGGCACCGCUGAUGUUCAUGCUGUUGGCCAGAGGAUAGAGAAAGGUACCUCGGAGUGGCAGCUGAAAGGGAAGAGGAAUUCUCGUUCGAGGAAGGUGGAUAUGGAUGAUGAGGCCGAUACACAUGUGACUGGUGUCAGACGGGAUGACUUUGCAGCCAGCUCUAGUCGGAAUGUGGACCCUAACCGGGUUGGUGGAUCCCUUAUAUCAGACAUACAGCUCGAAGACUUCCGUGGGUGGAGCCGGACCACUCACAAAGACUCUCAAACACGAGGAUCAACGGCUGAAAUGGCCGCGCCCCAGAGGCUGCUUCCCUAUCGUCAGUCUCGUUUGACAGUUAACCCGAAGUACGACUCCUCCGAUUUUUCGCUUGGGCACCAUACCGCAGGUUCUGGCUUGUGCGAUGUCAACGUGGAGGUGAAAUCCAGCCACCGGCCGGAGGGUGUCCCGUAUAUCUCUCUGAUGAGCAAAUUGCGGGGCCAGCCCAUCAUCGGCCACCCACUGUCGAUCGAGGUGUUGGACGACGGCUUUUGUGAUGAUAUACUCGGUAUUUCUGAAUGUUACAGCAGCAGCUCGGAGCUCCAAGGCAAACCGAGUAAUGCCUGCACUUUUCUUCUAAAUGACGACACGGCCUAUGACCGGAAGCCGCGCGGGAGGCCGCCCAACAAGCGGCGCUCGGGGACCAAACGUCAGAAAACGAGGAGGAACGGGCUCUUGUCGAAGAAGAUCAGGACGCUGUCUUCGUUAACAGGUGCUCACAGGCAAGGCCAAGUGCAGAAGAAGAAGCCGGCGGGAGAGAAGCUCAAGGGUCCUUCGAUAGCCUGUGUUCCGUUGAAUGUAGUUUUCAGUAGGAUCAAUGCAGCCUUGAACUGCUCUGCGCCUCAUCGGGCUGCAACGGGUAGUGCCUGAAGAUCAUCUCCUCUGAUCGGACAGACGGCUGGAGUGAGUCGCGGGAAGUGUACAGUGGCCGGAGUGGCGAGAUUAGGCUGCUUUGGCUGUGUAUAAUUAGCUUGAGGUGUUCAUCACUUUGCUAGAUGAAAUUGUAGACUGCUUUCAGAAUUUUGGAAUCAACUAACUUUUAAUAUUUGUUGAUUUCUGCAUUUGUUUUUGUAAA